AUGAUUCGUAUUUCAAUUAGAAGAUUGGCCGGAGGCUCAGCAAAACCACACUGGGGAGAGCCUCCGAAGCACAGAUGGCAGCCGUUUUUGCUAGACCGUAUGCAUUACGGAGAACACCCAACCUAUAACGGAUUCGUGCUGUUGAUGCGAAACCUGAGGCCAAAAAUCGAGAAGGUACUGAGUUCCACUUUUUCGACGAUAUCGUCAAUGUCGUUCGCAGUGUAUAACCCAGUGAGAAGAGUGGUUCUAAGGCACAACCCUGACAUCAGAUACCAAUUCGUGGCACUGACGGCUUUCUUUUUAACGACGAGGGCAAUAACACACUACUACGGAAGCGUAUACCAGGGCUUAGUGGAUCUGGGAAACAUGCUAAUGCUGGGAACGGCAGACGACUUGAACGAGCAGGGCUUCUGGAACUCGAAGGCGGAGGACAAGCAGGAGCGGGAAAAGUACUUUGAAAAGGAGCAGAAUAGACUGAACAAGCUGUGGGAAAACGCGCUCGAGAGGGCGACGGAGAGUAGAAGCUUUGAGGAGCUGUGCGCGCACGUGAUACCAAGGCACUACGAAGUCCCAACGGGAGUGGUCCCGCCAGUCUCAUGGAGGUUCAACAUGAUCCAGUACGGAAAGGACAACGCGGACAGCCACACCUUCGACACGCCAUCGCACGAGCAGCCGCUGAGGUCGCUGGCACUCAACUUCACGUACAACAACCUCUCGGGCGACUGGGGAGACUACAUAAACAGGCAGGACAACAAGGGGCCGCUGAUGAGGCCGGCGAGGCAGAUGUUCACGGACAUCUUCAUCCCGGGAACAAAGUGA
This is a messenger RNA of Theileria orientalis strain Shintoku, 819 nucleotides long. RefSeq lists its product as hypothetical. Lineage: Eukaryota; Apicomplexa; Aconoidasida; Piroplasmida; Theileriidae. Bases 1 to 819 code for a protein of 272 amino acids. The transcript is spliced from 5 exons. The record is from RefSeq and is a predicted model, not a curated record.